CAAAAAUUUUCAUUUGUACAAAUUCUUUGACAUGAUAUCAGUGCAAUUCAUCUAAUACAUGUAGUAUAUACAUGUACAUAUGACAAUAACAUGUAAAUUGAAAUCAACAAUUUCUUUAUAAUUUCCAUGUAGCUUCCUGUACGCUUAUAUUAUGUAUUAUAGGCAGAGGAGUCAGAACAACUGUCCGCAGAAAUGCAGGCGACUUUUUGUUAGUGUAUACAGGAAAGGUUAUAACAAAGAAGGAAGGUGAGAACUUGGAAGAAGGGUUCUCAUCUGGCUACAGAUUUUGUUUACAGAGAUUUGUGUGUUGAUGCAUCAGAAGAAGAUGGUAGAUUGGGAAGGCUUGUGAACCAUGGGAGCAAGAAAGAGAUCAACUGCAAAAUGAAAUUAAUAGGGGAAGUGCUAUGUCUUUUUGGAACCAGAGAUAUACAUGAGGGAGAAGAGCUAGCUAUUAUAUGACUAUGGACUCAAGUCUUAUCCAUGGAAUUCUAAGACAAACCAUCAGCCCCUAAGGGACCAUUCAGUGUGUCCAAUCUCACUGCUUCAUCUGCUGACUUGAAUGGAAGCUAACAACAAAAGAUAACGGUUCUCCAGUCACAGGCUAUGUUAUUGAGUCCAGACCUAGCACCAGAGCAAGAUGGAGCAAAGUGGCCAAGAUGGAUGCCAACACCACCAAAUACUCUCCCAAAGACCUCAUUGACUAUCUGUUCAGGGUGUCUGCUGUUAAUGAGGAGGGACAAGUCUCACCACUAGAGACCAAAGAACCUGUGAGACUUAAGAGGAAGAUAGAUGUUUUAUCUUCACCAAGACAAGUCAAAGUGUCUAAACUUGGACCCGAUUUUGUGACACUGGAUUGGAAAUCACUGUCUUCAGAUGGAGGCUCCAAGGUGACAGGGUAUGUGGUGAAGCAGAAGAGAGGCUCUGAUGGUGACUGGGAGGAGGUGGCCACUCUAAAGGCCAUUGAGACGUCUUACAAGGUCCCCAAACUUGAUGAAGACCAAGAGUAUUUCUUUUCUAUAACUGCCCUGAACCAGAACGGACAAGGAGAAACCUGUGAACUGGACACGUCUGUUGUUCCAAAGAGACCUCCAGAAAAAACCGUCGCCACCAGUUGGUCCAGUCAUACUCUCAGACAUUCAGAAAACCUCUUUGGUGUUAGCCUGAAAACCCAGCAAGAAUGAUGGCAGAUCUCCUCUAACAGCUUACUAUAUUGAAAAGAGGGACCCUAAUAAUGGAUCCUGGUCUGCAGUCACCAAAGUGACGUACCCAGACAUCACCAGCUACUGUUUCGUAUGAUUUUGUUUUAAGAUUGUCUAGAAAUGGUGUUUGGAACUGGAGAUAAAGAAGAUCCCCCAAGCAAAGAACUUAAAAAGCAAAGAGGUAUU
Messenger RNA from Magallana angulata, 1385 nucleotides. RefSeq names its product twitchin-like. Gene Ontology annotation, molecular function: protein binding. The coding region runs from base 657 to 1181 and encodes 174 amino acids. Lineage: Eukaryota; Metazoa; Mollusca; Bivalvia; Ostreida; Ostreidae. The transcript is spliced from 6 exons. The record is from RefSeq and is a predicted model, not a curated record.